Messenger RNA from Acomys russatus (golden spiny mouse), 4372 nucleotides. RefSeq names its product myotubularin related protein 4 (gene Mtmr4). Bases 246 to 3854 code for a protein of 1202 amino acids. Gene Ontology annotation, biological process: regulation of autophagy; dephosphorylation. Gene Ontology annotation, molecular function: phosphatidylinositol-3,5-bisphosphate 3-phosphatase activity; protein phosphatase binding; metal ion binding. Lineage: Eukaryota; Metazoa; Chordata; Mammalia; Rodentia; Muridae. The transcript is spliced from 18 exons. The record is from RefSeq and is a predicted model, not a curated record.
CACUCCUGUCGCUGGGCUCCCCUCCCUUCCGUGCUCUUGCGGGAGGGCGGAGCCGGGCCCGCUCCAUUGUGGAGAGGAGGGGAGAGGCGCGAGGGAGCAGAAGCUAGGUCCUGGAGCUCGGGUGCUCGCUUCUGGCCGCGGCUGCAUCAGGCGGGGCCUGCAGCCGGGAUGCAGCUGGCGCCCGGGGCUGGCGGGCAGCGCAGCGGCUCCGGGGACAUGUGCGCUGGUCCAGACAGCCCGCGACCAUGAGCCUGACCGCCCCCGUCUCCUGCUCUAUGCUUAGCUGCUUCGGUGAGGAGGGCCCCCCCAGCCUGGAGUACAUCCAAGCCAAGGAUCUGUUCCCCCCCAAGGAUCUCGUGAAAGAGGAGGAGAAUCUUCAGGUGCCCUUCGCGGUGCUCCAGGGUGAGGGGGUGGAGUUCCUGGGCCGCGCAGCCGACGCCCUCAUUGCCAUCUCCAACUACCGGCUGCACAUCAAGUUCAAAGACUCUGUCAUCAACGUACCCCUCCGGAUGAUUGACAGUGUGGAAAGUCGUGACAUGUUCCAGUUGCACAUUGCCUGCAAGGACUCCAAAGUGGUGAGGUGCCACUUCUCCACUUUCAAGCAGUGCCAAGAGUGGCUCUCAAGGCUAAGCCGGGCCACAGCAAGACCUGCCAAGCCCGAGGAUCUCUUUGCCUUUGCCUACCAUGCCUGGUGCCUGGGGCUGACCGAGGAGGAGCAGCAUACCCACCUGUGUCAGCCAGGAGAGCACAUCCGAUGUCGACAGGAGGCCGAGCUCACAAGAAUGGGUUUUGACCUGCAGAACGUUUGGAGAGUCUCGCAUAUCAACAGCAAUUACAAGCUGUGCCCCAGUUACCCCCAGAAGCUGCUGGUUCCUGUGUGGAUCACAGAUAAAGAGCUGGAGAACGUGGCUUCUUUCCGCUCCUGGAAGCGCAUCCCUGCUGUGGUGUACAGACAUCUGCGCAACGGAGCUGCCAUUGCUCGCUGCAGCCAGCCUGAGAUCAGCUGGUGGGGCUGGCGCAAUGCUGAUGAUGAAUACCUGGUCACGUCCAUUGCCAAAGCCUGCGCCUUAGACCCAGGGACAAGGGCCAGCGGUGGCUCCCUCAGCACUGGGACUAAUGAUGCCAGUGAGGCAUGUGACACUGAUUUCGAUUCUUCUCUGACUGCGUGCUCUGGGGUGGAGAGCACAGCAGCCCCUCAAAAGCUGCUGAUCCUGGAUGCGCGGUCCUACACAGCAGCAGUGGCUAACCGUGCCAAGGGUGGAGGCUGUGAAUGCGAAGAGUACUAUCCUAACUGUGAGGUCGUAUUCAUGGGAAUGGCCAACAUCCAUGCCAUCCGGAACAGCUUCCAGUAUCUCCGGGCUGUGUGUAGCCAGAUGCCAGACCCCAGCAACUGGUUGUCGGCCCUGGAGAGUACCAAAUGGUUGCAGCACUUGUCUGUGAUGCUAAAAGCGGCUGUGUUAGUAGCUAAUACAGUAGAUCGGGAAGGCCGGCCAGUGCUGGUGCACUGCUCCGAUGGCUGGGACCGUACGCCACAGAUUGUAGCCCUGGCCAAAAUAUUAUUGGACCCAUAUUACAGGACCUUGGAGGGCUUCCAAGUGCUAGUGGAGUCUGAUUGGCUGGAUUUUGGGCAUAAGUUUGGAGAUCGCUGUGGCCAUCAGGAAAAUGCAGAGGACCAAAACGAACAGUGUCCCGUGUUCCUCCAGUGGCUCGAUUCUGUCCAUCAGCUGCUUAAGCAGUUCCCCUGCCUGUUCGAAUUCAAUGAGGCAUUUCUGGUGAAACUGGUACAACACACAUACUCCUGUCUCUAUGGCACAUUCCUGGCCAACAACCCCUGUGAGCGAGAGAGGCGCAACAUCUACAAGCGGACAUGCUCUGUGUGGGCACUCCUGCGAGCUGGCAACAAGAACUUUCAUAACUUCCUCUAUACACCUGGCUCGGACAUGGUCCUGCAUCCCGUGUGUCAUGUCCGGGCCCUGCACCUCUGGACAGCUGUUUAUCUGCCUGCGUCAUCUCCAUGCACACUUGGAGAGGAAAAUAUGGAUCUUUACCUUUCCCCAGUGGCUCAGAGCCAGGAAUUUUCUGGUCGUUCUCUGGACAGAUUACCAAAAACCAGAUCCAUGGAUGAUCUUCUUUCUGCCUGUGACACAAGCAGCCCCCUCACUCGUACAUCCAGUGACCCUAACCUGAAUAACCACUGUCAGGAGGUCAGACUCAGCCUGGAGCCCUGGCACAGCAAUCCUUCUGAAGGAGCAGAGACAGUCCUUGUAGAAUCUGGGGUAGGAGGCCCUCAGCUGACUGUGGGAGAAGUGGGCCUUCCUCCUCCUCUGCCCAGCAGCCAGAAAGACUACUUGAGCAAUAAGCCUUUCAAGGGUCACAAAAGCUGUUCUCUCAGCUACAAAUUGCCCUGGGAAAUGAAGAGCAGCACCUCAGAGAUCAAAGUCCUGGAAGAGCCUGAGGCGCUGGCCUCAGACCCUCCUGCUCAGCAGGCGCAGGGUAGGACUUUUGAGGGCUUAGGGAAGCCGCCUGAACAGCGCCCCGAAAAGGAGGCUGUCAGUGCACUCUCUGAUGUUUCCAGCAAGUGUGGUGGAGCCUGUGAUUUAUCUGAGCCUCCGCAGGAUUCCCUGAUGGGUACUCCCAAGCAGGCCCAUCAAGACUCCAUACAGGCUGUACCCAUAAGCUGCACUCUAGGCCACAGUCAGGGUAGCCUUUGCAACCUACCAAGUGCUGCCAGCCAACCUCCUCACGAGCCAAAUACUCACCUCCUCAGCCAAGAUGCCCCUGGGCCUGUGGCAAGUAUCUCCCACCAAGAACAGCCUAGUUCUGUGCCGGAUCUGAGCUACAAGAAGGAAGAUGCUGGCAAGAGAGGAAGUAAGAGUGGGCAGUUGUUAGAAAAUCCUCGCUUUGGGAAAAUGCCACUGGAGUUGACCCGAAAGCCAAUUUCUCAGAGCCAGAUCAGUGAGUUCUCAUUUUUAGGGUCAAAUUGGGACAGCUUCCAAGGGAUGAUGACUUCAUUCCCAAAUGGAGAGACCACUCCUCGGCGACUGCUUGCCUAUGGCUGUUGUAGCAAGAGGCCGAGCAAUAAGCAUAUCCGAGCUGCAGGGCCCUGCUUAGGGGGCCAGUGGGCUCAGAGAGAAGGGAUGAAGUCACCUGUCUGUUCUAGUCAUUCCAAUGGACAUUGUACAGGCCCAGGAGGAAAGAACAGCCGGAUGUGGUUGUCCAGUCACCCAAAGCAAGUCUCCAGCACAAAGCCUUCUCUUCUGAGCUGCCCCUCUCCAGUGCCUCCUCUCUACCUGGAUGACGACGGACUCCCCUUUCCCACGGAUGUGAUCCAGCACAGGUUACGGCAGAUUGAAGCAGGGUACAAGCAAGAGGUAGAACAGCUACGUCGGCAGGUUCGAGAGCUUCAGAUGAGGCUAGACAUCCGUCACUGUUGCGCCCCUCCAGCAGAGCCCCCCAUGGACUAUGAGGAUGACUUUACGUGUUUAAAGGAGUCAGAUGGCAGUGACACUGAAGACUUUGGCUCUGAUCACAGUGAAGACUGCCUUUCAGAAGCAAGCUGGGAACCUGUUGACAAGAAGGAAACUGAGGUGACUCGCUGGGUUCCAGACCAUAUGGCAUCCCACUGCUAUAACUGUGACUGUGAAUUCUGGUUGGCCAAACGAAGACAUCAUUGCAGGAAUUGUGGGAACGUGUUUUGUGCUGGAUGCUGCCACCUUAAGCUGCCCAUUCCUGAUCAGCAACUCUAUGACCCAGUCCUCGUCUGUAACUCGUGUUACGAACACAUUCAAGUCUCUCGUGCCCGGGAGCUCAUGAGCCAACACCUGAAGAAACCCAUUGCUACGGCUUCCAGUUGAAUGCCAGAGGAGAUGAUCUGUCCAUUUUUAGCAGGUUUGAAGGGAGGAUCUGCUUCAGGUGUAGUCUGAAAGGUUCCUUGGUAUGGCUCAUGAACACAGAGCUCAAAGGUACCAUCUUGAGAAAUCCUCCUUGGUACCAUGUGGCUGGAGCAGGAGAUUGUCUACUGGAGAGACCCUCACUUUGGGGUAAUGGUUCCGAUCAAGACCCAGAGUAUGGAAGCUUCGUGCUGAGUUGGUGACUCCAGCUCCUAUCUCCUGGAGGUCAUGAGAUGAUUCAUACAUACUGCCUGGUGCACAGUGCCCAAACAGCAAUAGAAAGGCAUUCUUUUAACCAAACUCCAAGUGAUUGCGAGACCCGUCUCUCCGCCACCUUGAAAAGAGCAGAUCAUAGUAUCCAAGAUAGGAAUUCCCUUCCUAUUUGAGAUGAACUCUGUUCUGUACCUCUGUGCUCUGUGUAUGUGCAUGAAGGCUCAGUCUUUAGAGGCAGGCACUCCCUCUAGUUGCAUUAGUACUGUCCU